AUGCUGCUGCAGCAGCACUACCAGCGGGUGCAGCAGCAGCAGCAGCAGCAGCAGCAGCUAUCAGUGGACUUCCCAUUCUGCCCUUUGCUGCCAGACCCUCUAGACCCGUCGAGAGACCCCUGCAGCAGCAGCAGCAGCAGCAGCAGCAGCACGGGAAGAAGCAGCAGCACAUGCAAAGUCGCGGCCCCGCCAAGUCUGCUGCUGGAAGCACGUGCACUAUCUGCGCAGCAGCAGCAGCAGCAGGAGCUCGACAGCAGAGCAGAUGCGCUGCUGCUGUUGGCCCAGGUUGAACAGCUGCAGCAACAGCAGCAGCAGCUGCAGCAGGCACAGGCACAGCAGCAUCUGCUGCUGCUGCAGUCGCAGGCGCAGCAGCUAGUGCAGCAGUUGCUGCAGCACGAGACUAAGCAGCAGCAAGACGCGCUGCUGCUGCAGCAGAUUGAAGCAGCAGCAACAGCCAGUGGGACUUGUGGGGAGUGGCUGCAGGAAACCCUUUCACUGUGCUGCUGCCAAGAUGCAGCUGCUGCAGACAUGCUGCUGCUGUUGGGGGCCCCGGACCCGCAGCAGCAGCAGCAGCAGCAGCAGCAGCUGCAGCAGCAGCACUUUUUCUACUCGCCUUGCGUGCAGCGUGUGCUGCAGCAACAGCAGCAGCAGCUGGAGCACCAGCACCAGCAGCAGAAGCCGUUUCUGCGUUUCUCAAUUAGAGAAGCUCCCCCGAAGUCUGCUGCUUCCGCAGCAGCAGCAGCAGCAGCAGCCGCUGCAGCAGCAGCAGUUGACACAGCAACAGCAGCCGCAGCAGCAGGAGCGCCAGGACCCCUGAAAGAACUGCAGCAGCUUCGUUCACUUGCAUGCGGCAAGCCUUUAUUGAGCAACGGCAGCAGCAGCAGCAACAGCAGCAGCAGCAGCAGCAGCAGCAGCAGCAGCAGCAGCAGCAGCGUGUGGUUCACAGCUUCACUAUGGCGGCUGCAUGCCUUAGGCAGACACCAGGAUUUGCUGCUGCUGCUGGAGAGGUACUCGCAGCAAUGUGCAGCAGACCCGCAGUUGCUGCUGCUGAAGGCGCAUACUCUGGUGCACGUGCAGAGGCACAGGGACGCCGCAGAGCUUCUGCUCUGUAACGCGACACGAACGGGCGUGGUGGUGCUUACCUGGCAGCAGCUGCUGCUCGCCAGGGUGUACAGACAGUGCAAGUUCACGCAGCUCUGCAUUGAGGCUUUUCGGAGCUGCUGCAGCAGCAGCAGCAGCAGCAGCGGCAGCGUGACAGCUGCUGCCUUUGCUGCAGCAACUGAGCUUGUGGGUACCUACCUCUUGUCUCCUGAGGAAGAGCUGAACAUUCUCACCGCUGUAAGCGGAUCACGGAAGGAUCUGCCCUACAGGUGGCUGCUGCUGCGUCGUGCCGAAUUGAGUCCCUGCAGCAGCAAUCUGCUGGCUGCUGCUGCUGCUGCUGCUGCUGCAGAGCUGAACAUUCUCACCGCUGUGGCUGCUGCUGCGUCGUGCCGAAUUGAGUCCCUGCAGCAGCAAUCUGCUGCCGCUUUAUCAAAAGAAUGUAAGCAGCAAAAGCAGCAGCAGCGCCAGCAGCAGCAGCAGCACCAGCAGCAGCAGCAGCACCAGCAGCAGCACCAGCACCAGCAGCGGCAGACCUCCUCGUGCAGCAGGUAUUGCAAGCAGCAGCACCAGGACCUGCAGCAGCAGCAGCAGCAGCAGCAGCAGCAGCAGCAAAGGCUUUUGGCCUUCAAUGUGAGGAGUGUUGCGCGGCGCGCGCUGGUUGCUGGGAGGCCUGAGGACGCGCUGGGCAUUUGCAACCUCCUUCUUAACGGAGACCCGUUUGACCCGGAGGCGAUUCGCAUCGCAUGCAAUGCAACCCUCUCUGCGCCCCACUCAGUAGAGGGACUGCAGCAGCAGCUGCUGCUGCUCGCGCAGGCUGAAGGUAGAAGGAGCUGCAGCCAAAUUGCUGCCUUGGAGUGCUUGGUGCACGGGACAAUAGACUUCAUAUUUGGGGAGUUUAGUGCUGCAGCUAAGUCUACUUCUCGGGAGAUUCGAGAGGGCAGCGAGUCUUUGGAGCUGCUGCUGCUGUAUGCUGCAGCAGCAGAAAGAGAGUUGGAGCAGCUGCAAGUACAGGGAGGGAAUCCUGCUGUUACAACCCUAGAGCUGCUGUAUCCGUGCUGCAGCGACGUUUUGCUGCUAGCUGCUCGGGCCUACAUGGAAGAGAGACGCAAAAGCAGCUCUGAGCUGCAGCAGCGGGAGUCCGGAGCAGCUGCUGCAAUGUACAUACACCGGGCUUUGGAGCUACGUCCGGGCUGCCCGCUGCUGCUAAACGAAUUGGGGGCAGUGGCGGCGGAAGCAAAAGACUUCAAGGGCGCGUUGCAUUGGCUGGAGAGGGCGGUGUCUGCUGCUGCUGCUGCUGCUGCUGCUGCACCCGGCGACUGCCCAGAGCUGCCGCAUUACUUGAGCAACCUGGCAGUCUGCCGGCUGCGGGCGGGCUGCCAGGAAGCUGCUGCUGCUGCUGCUGCUGCUGCGCUGCAAGCAGCAACAAAGCUUGCGCUGCUCGCGGCCUGCCCUGUGGAGCCCGUCGGCGCUGCAGCUGCCUACGAUUCGCUGUACGAGCUGCAGCAGCUGCGCUGCAGCAGCAGCAGCAGCAGCAGCAGCAGCAGGAUGGGGUGUGCUGCUGACUCUGCUGCAUCUGCUGCCACCGGCAGCAGCCUGCGGCGCUGCUUUGCUGCUGCAGAUGCUGCUGUGCUGCUUGCUGCUGCAACAGCCUAUACUGUCUUAGGCGCAGUAAAUCUGCAGAGUGGCAGAAGCGAAGCUGCAGUUACUCCCUUCGCCAACGCAGCAAGCCUGACUCAGGCGUAUGAGUCUCGGAUUAGCAGCCGCAGCAGGAAUGGGCUGCGUCGAUUUCAAGCGGCAGCAGCAGCAGCAGCAGCAGCAACUGAAACACCGACGCAGCAGCAAAGCUUGCGGGUGCGCCUGCUGGAACGCCUCCACACGCUGUCGAUGGAGGCAGCAGCAGCAGCAGCAGAGCCAGCAGCAGCAGCAGCAAUAGCAGCAGCAGAAAGCAAGAUCAUCCUGGGUGGCCCCCUCACAAGGCCUCCUCCUCGGGCGUGGCUAGAGCAGCAGCAACGGCCGCUGCUGCUGCGGCAGCUGCUGGAGCAGCAGCAGCAGCAGCAGCAGUCAGAGCAGCAGGCCCAAGAACUCGAGCAGCAGUUGCUGCAGCGCCAGAGGCAUCUGCAGCAAAGGCUGCAGCAACUCAGUGAAGAGGAGACAACUGAGUGGCUAGCGCUGGUGCAGCUGCAGCAGCAGCAGGCGAGAGACAAACUAGCUGUGCUGGCAGCAGCGCUAAGCAGCAGCAGCAGCAGCAGCAGCAGCAGCAGCAUACAAAGCAGAGCAGACGAAUUUAGCAGUCAUUGA
Molecule: messenger RNA, 3399 nt
Organism: Eimeria necatrix
Lineage: Eukaryota; Apicomplexa; Conoidasida; Eucoccidiorida; Eimeriidae
Exons: 16
Coding region: 1-3399 (1132 amino acids)
Molecular function (GO): protein binding
Source: RefSeq, a predicted model, not a curated record